This is a messenger RNA of Pomacea canaliculata, 3233 nucleotides long. RefSeq names its product steryl-sulfatase-like. Lineage: Eukaryota; Metazoa; Mollusca; Gastropoda; Architaenioglossa; Ampullariidae. The transcript has 6 exons. The record is from RefSeq and is a predicted model, not a curated record. Gene Ontology annotation, molecular function: arylsulfatase activity. The coding region runs from base 120 to 1907 and encodes 595 amino acids.
GAGGCCUGAGUAUUGUAUGCUUUCAGUAGUCGCUAAAACACAUUCAAAGUCGACCAGACAGAGAGAACGCAUGUACUGCUGCAACAGGGUCUUACUUCAUUGAACCUCCCCCUCGCCACAUGCUCGAUGAAAACUUUAAAAGAAAAACAAACAUUCAGCAACAAGGUAUUGAGAUGUUAAAGGCAGGCGGCAUGGAUUGUUUGCUUAUCGUUCUCUUGCUGUGGCUGUCGAGUCUCAAGACUGUCAACGCUGAUGAAAAGAGAGACCAACCGAAUAUUUUGCUUUUUCUUGCGGAUGACCUGGGCUACGGUGACCUGGGGACCUUCGGCAACAGCAGCCUGCCCACACCUCACCUGGACAGACUGGCAGCUCAAGGUGUAAAGCUGACACACAACAUUGCGGCUGACACGGUGUGUACACCCAGCAGAGCAGCCUUCUUGACUGGGAGGUACCCGGUGAGAUCAGGAAUGGCGGCAACUCACCCUCUCCGAGUAUUUGUAUUUACUUUUGCUGCUGGAGCUCUACCAGCCAAGGAAAUAACUUUUGGAGAAAUCGCUCGCCAAGCUGGUCACAAGACUGCAUUUCUAGGUAAAUGGCACGUAGGGUGGAGUCUGGACAAAUCAGACCCUGAACAUCAGCACCCUUUGAACCAAGGUUUCCAGUAUUUCUACGGAGUGCCUACGACCAACGUCAUGGACUUUGGCGACCACAACGAACGUCUUUCGCUGUACACCAAUCCUGCGUUGCCACGUCAGCUGCUGACAACCUUCCUGUGGGUGGCCGGAGUUUCCGCUCUGCUGACUCGUGUCGGUUUGAUCGGGAAAACAUCUUGCGUUGCAAUAAUUCUUUUCGUUGGGAUGCUGUGUAGUGGACUGUACUGGCUUCUCACUAACUUGAAGCUCCUCAAUUCUUUUAUGUAUAGGAACUACGAGAUGGUGGAACAGCCGAUCCACCUCCCGUCGGUAACGAGAAAACUAGUGACAGAGAGCGAAAACUUCUUGAGGGCCCGCCAGACAGACGGCCAGCCCUUUCUGCUCGUGGUAUCCUGGCUGCACGUGCACGAUGCCUUAGCAACUGCACCGGAGUUCAGAGGUCGCUCGCGGUACGGCCCUUACGGGGACGCCGUGAUGGAGAUGGACUGGGGCGUAGGACGGGUGGUGGAGAUGUUGGAUAACCUGGGGCUGUCACGUGACACUUUCGUCUACUUUACGUCUGAUCACGGAGCCUGCGUGAACAUCAAGGACUGGAUGGGCCGGCAGGUCGGGGGCUAUAACGGACCUUUCAGGGGAAGUAAAUUUCAAGGGUCUCCAGAGGGAGCUUUCCGUGUGCCUGGUAUUGUCCGCUGGCCGGCGCGUAUUCCCGCAGGCCAGGUCAUCGACGAACCGGUCAGUCUGAUGGACAUAGUGCCCACCAUCGCUGACCUGUUGCACGUGCCGUUGCCAGGCGACCGCGUCAUAGACGGCAAGAGUUUGGUGCCGUUGUUGACAGGAGAGACACAGACCUCGGCCCACGAGUUCCUCUUCCACUACUGUCAGGAUGAGGUCCACGCCGUCAGAUACAGACCCAGAACAGGAAACAAGGUGUGGAAACUUUCUUUUAAAGAACCAAACGACUACAACACUGACAAACUCGGAGCUGCUUGUAGUGAUGUCCUUCACCUGGACCCACCCCGUCUUUAUGACAUCACUUCCGAUCCCGCAGAGACCUCGCCAUUAGACUCGAAAAGCUAUCCAGAGGUGGUGAAGACGAUGCUUUCGGCUCUUGCUGAUCACAAGAAGAGUUUGGUUGCCGUGCCAAACCAGUUCAGCUUUUCCAGGUUACUGUGGAUACCGUGGAAACAGGCGUACUGCAAGUUUCCAGCCUGCAGCUGCCAAGACAAACAGUUCUUAGGCAUGUUCAACGAUUAGUCCUGUCACGUGAUUUGCUGAACGCACACACACACACACCGCCGUACAACAUUGGCCAGCAAGGAUGAUGUAUACUCUAGUCCAAGUCCGUUAGUGUGACUAAAAAUGCUUUUUAUUUGUACAAAAGUGACAGCUUUUGUACUCUCCAGCCUAAUGGUGUCUGUCAAAUAGGUAUUCAUACUCAUAGCACAUAGAUGGAACCAGCGUUCAUGUAUACACUUUUUUGCAAUAUAUAAUUUCCUUGGAUAUGUUAUUUCUGUCGCAUGAGCUCAGUUUUUAACGCUUUUUUUUUUUGCAUCAAAUUCAUACCAUGUUUAAAUUUUACUUUACAUGACCUAAUCAACGGAAAUCACCAUCUUUACAAAAAAGCGAAUAUUAAAAGAAUGGGAACUGACACAAGAGAUAAUGACGUGUUUUACCUAUAAAAAAUCGAGCAAGCAACAGAUCAAGAGAGAUACCGUGACCUAGGACGGUCACGUGAUGCCAGAAUCAAAAGCCGGAAGUUUCUAGGAAAAACCGAGAUGAUGCGAUUUGUCGUCUGAUGUGCUUAACCUUACAUACAUCAUUUUAAGAAGAGUUCCUUUGAAGGAAAAAAACUUUAUCAGUUCUCAACAGACGAGAAGUCUUUGCCAUGAGUUUAAAUGUUUAGAGUAUGUCUAGUGUGUAAAUAUGUGCAGUGUUUCUAGGAAAAAUAUCCUUAAGAGAAGGCAACUACGUGUUGUUAUCACUGGCAGGCAGCAUGGCAACAGGAAGUGGAGAGUGUCUGCCUCGAGUUCUAACCAUCGCAGUUGUUCAACUCUUUACGAGUGGGGAAAGGCAAUGGCGCCAUGCUUAGGAGAAUACCACAACAUCCAAAAACUAUAAUAAAAGUUAAUAAUCUGAUGUGGCGAAACACCACGUUGUAGCAUGGAGAGUAAAAAGGACGAAUAAAGUGCUUCUUUCUCAAACGUUUGAAUGUGUAUCUCUCUUUUUUUGUUUUUUGUUAACUCCUAUAAUAAUAGUUCCUCGAGCAAGGACAAGUUACUCUAGCAAAAGAGGAUCUUUGAGAUAUUUGUAGCCAUCAGGGAAGUUGACAGAGUCUUAAAAAAUUCUGACUCAGACGACAAGUCGAGUCAUCUCGAUUAUUCCGAGAAACUUCCUGCUUUUGACUCUCGCUUCACAAGAAUGUUUUAAGAGAGAUACACAUUUAAAAUAUCAAAGGUGACUUAGGCUGGAGCUAGCUUUAGCAGUUUUCAAUAUGGAAAAGGUUGUAUCAUAUACCAUAGACAGAGAGAGGCAACUUUUGCUCAUUCAAAUUUUAUGUAUUAAAAUUUAUGUGAAAACCAU